Messenger RNA from Lathyrus sativus (Indian pea), 1449 nucleotides. Lineage: Eukaryota; Viridiplantae; Streptophyta; Magnoliopsida; Fabales; Fabaceae. The record is from the annotation of a GenBank genome assembly.
AUGGAAACUUUGGAUGCUAAUUCAUCAUCAUCAUCGUCAUCUUUUGGAGGGGUCAAUAGUGAUGAUAACAAUGGUAGUGUAACUUGGUAUGGGAUGAGGUUACCUUCUGUUAACCCCUUUAUGUCACCACUUUCAUUUCUAUUGGAUUAUUCUGGAAUUCUUCGUUCUACUAGUGAUUCUGAGGCUGUUAUUGUUAACAAUGGAGUUUCUGGUUCUGGUUCGGAAUUAAGGUCUCGUGUUGAUACUGAUACUGCAGCUUCUGUUGCUGGGAGCAGUGCUGGGGAGGUUGCAAUAAGGAUUAUUGGAGCUGGAGAGAGUAUUCAAAAUCAAGUUGGGGAGUUGGGUUAUGAUGAUUGUGGGGAGGAUUUGAUUGGUGAGAGAAGUGGAAUGUCUGCAUUGGAUGAUAAUGAUGGUGGUGCUGGGAGUCGUGGGGGAAUUGAGGCUAGUGAGGGGGUUCCUCUUGUGUCGUCUUCGUCUUCAUCAUCGUCGUUGGCUGGAAGUGGACGGGUUGAUGGUGAUGCUUCUGUGAAUGGAUCGGAAAAUAAUAGCAGGGAUUCGUCUUCUUACCAGAGAUAUGAUAUUCAGCUUGUUGCCAAGUGGAUUGAGCAGAUUCUUCCUUUCUCCCUCUUAUUAUUGGUUGUUUUCAUCCGACAGCAUUUGCAAGGUUUCUUCGUCACGAUUUGGAUAGCAGCUGUGAUGUUCAAGUCAAAUGAAAUUGUUAAGAAGCAGACAGCUCUGAAGGGAGACAGGAAAGUUUCUUUGCUUGCUGGUAUCUCGGUUGCUUUCAUUCUUCACGUGAUAGGCAUUUACUGGUGGUAUCGAAAUGAUGAUAUUUUAUAUCCACUGGUCAUGUUACCUCCAAACCCGACACCUUUCUGGCAUGCAAUAUUCACCAUCUUGGUCAAUGAUAUAUUGAUGCGGCAAGUUGCAAUGGCUUUUAAGUGUAUUCUACUUAUAUAUUACAAAAAGGGGAAAGGUCAUAACUUCCGUCGGCAGGCUCAACUGUUGACUCUUGUUGAGUACACGCUACUGUUGUAUCGUGCCUUGUUGCCUACUCCAGUCUGGUACCGGUUUUUCUUGAAUAGGGAAUAUGGAAGUCUCUUUUCAUCCCUGACCACAGGGUUGUAUUUAACUUUCAAGCUAACAUCUGUUGUUGAGAAGGUCCAAAGCUUCAUUUCCGCCUUGAAAGCGUUAUCAAGAAAGGAAAUUCAUUAUGGGGUUUAUGCCACAGCAGAACAGGUUACUGCUGCUGGUGAUCUAUGUGCUAUAUGCCAGGAGAAGAUGCAUUCACCUAUCUUAUUGCGCUGCAAACACAUUUUCUGCGAAGAUUGUGUAUCUGAGUGGUUUGAGAGAGAAAGGACUUGCCCUCUUUGCAGAGCAUUGGUUAAAGCAGCUGAUCUUCGAACCUUCGGAGAUGGAUCGACAAGUUUGUUUUUCCAGUUGUUUUAA